AUGCAGUUGCCGAAUAACCGGCUCCGACGAGCGUCAAUGCUUAAGUCUAUGCUUGAGAAGAGCCAUUUUGCCAAGUUCUUCCUCUUGUUCGCCACCAUGCUCGGUACUUCCAUGGUGAUCGGAGACGCUUUAUCGGCAGUCGGAGGGAUCAAAGAAGCUACAUCUGCCAUGACAGAAGGAGCUGAGGCAUUGUUUGCUGAUGUUGGCCAUUUCACUGUUCGAUCUAUACAAAUAAGUCCUCUGUAUUGGCCUAUGUUUGUGGUGGCUGUCUUAGCGGCUAUCAUAGCAAGUCAGGCCAUGAUCUCGGGGACUUUCUCUAUCAUCCAACAAUCUCUCUCUCUCAGGUGUUUUCCUCGUGUGAAAAUCAUCCAUACGUCGGCUAAGUAUGAAGGACAGGUUUAUAUACCUGAAAUCAAUUAUCUUCUUAUGGUGGCUUGUGUUGCAGUCACUCUUGGAUUCAGAACUACUGAAAAAAUAGGCAAUGCAUAUGGGAUCGCCGUGGUUUUUGUUAUGACUCUCACAUCAGGAUUCUUAGUGCUGAUCAUGAUAAUGAUAUGGAAAACUCAUAUACUACUGAUAAUCACAUAUAUCCUCGUAAUUGGCUCCGUUGAGCUUCUCUAUCUAAGCUCGGUCCCCUACAAAUUCAAUCAAGGAGGAAGGAGAUACUAUUUCAAGCUAAAUAACAAGGUCUCUCCAGAAAAGCUGAAGGACAUAGUUGUUGACACAAGCUUUUGUCGAAUACCAGGACUUGCUAUCUUCUAUUCUGAACUCGUUCAUGGAAUCCCACCCAUUUUCAAGCAUUAUGUGGCAAAUGUGCCUGUAUUGCACUCAGUCCUCAUUUUCUCGUCCAUCAAAUCAUUGCCGAUAAGCAAAGUUCCUGAGGAGGAACGGUUCCUCUUUCGUCGAGCACAACCAAAUGAUCUCAAUGUCUUCCGCUGUAUCAUUAGAUUUGGAUACACAGAUAUCCGCAAUGGGGAAGAGCCCUUUGAGAGAAUGUUGAUUGAAAGGUUGAAAGAGUUCAUUAGGGAAGAUUUAAGUGCAGAAAAGGAAGGAGAAUCCAAUGAAGGCUCGAGUCAUGGUGAAAAUGCAGACAAUGAUGCAAAACAAGUCGAUAAGGAGAAACAAGAAGAGGCAAUGGAGAGAGAAAUUGAAGCACUGGACAAAGCUUGGCGGGCUGGUGUUGUUCACUUGGUGGGUGAGCAUGAGGUGGUUGCAGGCAAAGGAUCUGGGAUAGGAAAGAGAAUCUUGAUAAAUUAUGCUUACAAUUUUUUGAAGAGGAACAUAAGGCAAAGCAUCAAGGUGUUUGAUAUCCCUCAGAAGCGAAUGCUAAAAGUAGGGAUGACUUAUGAGCUCUAG
This is a messenger RNA of Ilex paraguariensis (yerba mate), 1356 nucleotides long. Lineage: Eukaryota; Viridiplantae; Streptophyta; Magnoliopsida; Aquifoliales; Aquifoliaceae. The record is from the annotation of a GenBank genome assembly.